AUGGGUUCCUUCUUUAUGCUACUAAUUUUCCUUCCACUAUCUUUCUCAUUUACGUCACCUACGUGGGACCUAACAGAAUGCAUCGGUACUCUACUUAAAACAUUUAUCAUAGAAAUACAUCAAGCUAUAGUAAAACCUAUCUCAGUGAUUCUGGACGAAGACAAUUUUGUCGCGAACCAUGUUCUGCCCAUUUUACACGACGAAUUUACGUGGCCGAUUUACGUAACCGACUUAAACAAAACCAAAGAGUUCAGAAAGAGAACUAGGUGCAGUUUGAACUACGUUUUAGCCAUCAAAUCGGUGGAAAAUUUAGUGGGGAUAGUGAAGGGUUUAAAGGAUGGAGAUGAGUACUGGAACCACCACGUUAAACUUUUGAUUGUCGUUAUGAGUGACGAAAACUGGCGAAUAAUGGAGAAAAUCGCUGAUGUGAUCAGAUGGGAGGAUGUGAACGCUGUUAUUAUCACCCAGGAUGUUAUAUGGGUUAUAAAAGGGACAUACUGCGUUUUAAAUGGAUGUCAAUGGAAUGAGUGGGAUACAAUUGUCUCCAACUGUCCUAAGAACGUUAGAGUUGUGCAGAAUAAAGUCCGGAAGAUGUACAGGGCAUUGUACAUGCCAAAUGAACCUUGUAAUAUCAAUGUAACAAAUAAUAGUAUAGGGAAAUAUGAUUAUUUUAUCCAUAACGGUGUUUUGUACAGUAUUCUUACGGUUAUAGCUGACCUUGUGAGAAUUAAACUACACUUAUUUAAGACGAAACACACUUAUGGUAAUGUCUAUUCUAAUGGCACAUGUACGGGUGUUUUCAAAGAGUUUGAAAACAAAAAUUUCGACUUACUCUUAGCCUGUCUAGCUUUUUCAAACGAUAGAACUGCUAAAUUUUACAACACAUACCCUUUAUUAAACCUCAAGUUUGUUUGGUUUGUGCCACAUGGUCUCGUCUCUACCAAUUUAAAGAGCUUGGGUCAAAUGGUGGACCCAGAAAUCCUCUGUCUUUUAGUAGCAAGUCUAGGGCUUGUUGGUAUGGCUAUACGGGUUACAGGCGUCUUUUUAAGACAUCCAUUUAACGCCCAAACAGUCGCUUUUACUAUCUAUUCAGCAGCCAUCGGCGCCCCAGUACAUAUACCGCGUUUAAACGCUUUACGAUUGCUUUUGUCAUUUGUAGUGGUCCUCAACAUCUUCACUAACGUAGCGUUUUUAACAGCCUUAACCAGUAACUUGUCGAACUUGAAAUACGCAGAAAAAAUAGACUCUGAACUUAAAAUCAUCAAGUAUAACUUACAACCUUACGCAUACGCCACUCUGAAAAAUUACUUUGAUAAUACUGUGCUUAAAGGAAGAGUAGAAGGGUGCUAUAACUCCAAGCAAUGCAUGAAAGAUGUAGCAUACAAAAAAAACACAGCAUUGGCGUAUGCUACAACUAAUAACAACUAUAUUAUAAACAAUUAUACUGACAAUGGAUACCCUUUAUUACACAUUAUCAAAGAUGAGAUAGGAACAAUACCACUAAGUCUCUACAUGAGAAGAGGUUUUCAUUUCUAUACCCAUGUUAACAAAUACUUGUUUCUUCUGAAUGAUUGUGGAUUCUUGGCCAAAUUCUUUAAAGACAACGAUGAGAAAGACCUUGAAAAUAGUGACAUUGUACCUUACGCCUAUGAAACACAGUUAGUUUUCUUCGAAAACUUCCCUAUCAAAGAAAAAAUUAAAGUGUGCUAUGAUUCGAAGUCGUGCAUGAAAAAUGUAGCUUACUCAAAAAAAGUUGGAUUCGCUCUAUCCACUUUAGAUGAAAAUUAUGUUUCAAGUCAAUACAAAUCAAAAAAUGGUGAUCCGUUGGUAUACUGUAUAAGGGAGUAUUUACUAUUGUGCCCAAUAACUGCCUAUAUGCGGUAUGGUUUCCCUUAUUACAAAAAAUUUUCAGAAACAACUUUGAAACUUUUCGAUGGAGGUUUUAUUAUGAAAUUUCUAAAUGAUGUGCACAAAAAAGAGGUUAAAGAAACUGAGAAGACAGCUAAAUUUAUAAAGUUGACAGAGACUGAAAAACAAAGUCUCAAAGAACUGAUGUCGAUCGAGGACGAAUUGAAUUCCAACAUGGAAUGGUCAGUUUAUAAACAAUGCUUUCGCAAUAGCUACAAAGAUCUAACGGAAUUGGAAGCGUUCGAACUAAAAUUUCGAGACGAAAAUAUAAUAACAGUUGCAAUACUUAACCCCUCCUUCAACAAACAAAUUCUAAACUUCGAGUCCUCGUUGGAUGUCCAGAUGAUUCAAACAUUUGAUUCGUUGAACUCUUUUCAACAGUUGGUGGUGAAAUGCAGCGCGGUUUUAAAGGACCAUUUUCCGAGGAACAUGCUUAAGUUUAUUGUGAAUUCGGGGUCGUUGCGACAAAUCGGGUUAGCAAUUAAGACCUUAUUUGAGAAGAAGGUUUUCUGCUGCGCUUACGGGGAUUUUUUGAUGGGAAACGAUAUGCACUUCAAGGGAAGAUUAAUAGAUCCUAAUAGCGUGACUAGUAAUAAAUGUGAAUGCACUGGACUUAUAAUAGAAGAUAGUAUUCUCUUCGAAGGUGGUAUAAUUGGUAUUCACACUGUUAGACGUUUACAAAAAAGAGAUAAAUUAAUAAGAACAUUUGAAAACAACAUAUUUUCACAAUGUCAGUGCCAUUUGAUUUUGAUUAGUGUAUAUGCAGAGCUCAUAGAUCAUUGCAAGGGAGCAGAUAAUCUUGAAAAACUAAUGGAAUCGAGCCUUAAGUAUGCAAAAUUAUCAAUUGAAAUCCGAAAUUUACCUGAAGCCAAAUUACAUCUUGAUCAUGCUAUGGAACUAUUAGUUGGCAUGGGUAAAUGGAAGAAAGCACUACUGGCAGCAAAUUGGGCUUUAAAAAAAGCUGUAAGCUCCUCAAUGAGUUAUGUUAGCUUAUGCAAAGCUUAUGGUAAUCUAAUUACAAUUAAUUCUUUUAUUGGUAAAAAGUCAUUUUCCGCGGCGCUGGAAACAUACGCCUUACGAAUGAUACACUUUAAAAGAUUCAUUGUAUUACCGGAAGAAGUUAAAGCCACCGGACAACUUUAUUUGGCUAUAUUUAAGGGCAGAAUGUUUAGAUCGGAAUUAAUAAAGGCGUUGUCAAUUGGAUUUGUGACAAGCAAUUUGGCGAACUCUAAAUAUUCCAAUAACGUUUUAAUGGAAUUUUUUCCCAUGUUUAUUAUAGUAAUAAUUUUUAGAAAACUAUUAAAUGAGGCCGUGUCGGUUUUGCAAGAGUUGGAAUUUUAUUCAACUGAACAAAGGGAUAUAAGGGGAAAAUUAAAGUUUUAUAAUUGUUGCCUGGUUAUGCAAUUAGAAACAUGUUAUACAAUAGUAUCGAUGAGAAGAGUUGAGGAGUUUUUUAAAACCGAAGGAUUUGUUAUUAAUACGGAAGAACCCGACUCUGAAGUUAGAAUUAGUGUGGUUAUGUGGUUGUGGUAA
Brassicogethes aeneus is the source of this 3441-nucleotide messenger RNA. The record is from the annotation of a GenBank genome assembly. Lineage: Eukaryota; Metazoa; Arthropoda; Insecta; Coleoptera; Nitidulidae.